This is a messenger RNA of Suillus plorans, 399 nucleotides long. RefSeq lists its product as uncharacterized. The transcript is spliced from 2 exons. The annotation marks the transcript as partial. Lineage: Eukaryota; Fungi; Basidiomycota; Agaricomycetes; Boletales; Suillaceae. The record is from RefSeq and is a predicted model, not a curated record.
AUGGAGUCCCCCCAUCCAUCGCAGUCCCAAGGCGACGGGAAAGACACCAAAUCCCGCUUCUGGGCCACCUAUACACGGGAAGCUACGGACCAUGAUGGAGAAUUUCUUGAGAAGUAUCAAUCAGACAUGGAUAUCGUUCUCAUAUUCGCUGGUCUGUUUUCAGCCGUCAAUACGUCGUUUAUUGUAAACAUGCAGUCGAGCCUCAACCCUGAUCCAUUCUACACUACAAACGUGUUACUUGGAAUGCUACUCCAGACUGCCAACUCCUCGUUUGUCCCACCGGUUAAUCAACCGUGGAAGGGACCUGGUACCUUAGUAAUCUGGAUCCAGUCGUUGACUUACGCCAGUCUUUGCGCAAGCCUACUUGCCGCCCUUGGAGCUGUGCUAGGGAAGCAAUGG